Messenger RNA from Tachyglossus aculeatus (Australian echidna), 2440 nucleotides. It is a transcript of the gene MKNK1, whose product is annotated as MAPK interacting serine/threonine kinase 1. The record is from RefSeq and is a predicted model, not a curated record. Gene Ontology annotation, cellular component: nucleus; cytoplasm. The transcript is spliced from 13 exons. Gene Ontology annotation, molecular function: calmodulin binding; ATP binding; calcium-dependent protein serine/threonine kinase activity. Gene Ontology annotation, biological process: intracellular signal transduction; protein autophosphorylation; peptidyl-serine phosphorylation. Lineage: Eukaryota; Metazoa; Chordata; Mammalia; Monotremata; Tachyglossidae. The coding region runs from base 77 to 1378 and encodes 433 amino acids.
GAGAUUCGGCCCACUUGGUCGAGCUGUCGCUGAGUUGCAGACAUCCAUUUCCGGGGGAAAAUCUUCAGCCGCCUCAAUGCUCCGGGACCUCUCCCCUCCGUUGAAAUCCAUGCAAAAUAGAUCAGCAGAUAUGGGGAGCAGCCAGCCCCUGUCCAUCGCCGAUGGCGGCAAGAGGAAGAAGAAGAAACGUCGAACCCGGCCCGCUGACGCCUGUCCCGGAAAGUUUGAAGAUUUAUAUAAACUGACCUCGGAGCUGCUGGGGGAAGGAGCCCAUGCCAGGGUUCAAGGAGCCGUGAGCCUCCACAACGGCAGGGAAUACGCGGUCAAGAUCAUUGAGAAACAAGCCGGGCACAGUCGGAGCCGGGUGUUCCGAGAGGUGGAAACAUUGUACCAGUGCCAGGGCAACAAGAACAUUUUGGAGUUAAUAGAAUUCUUUGAAGACGACUCGCGGUUUUACCUCGUCUUUGAGAAAUUGCAAGGAGGCUCCAUUUUGGCCCAUAUUCAGAAGCGAAAGCACUUCAAUGAGCGGGAAGCCAGCAGGGUGGUCAGAGACGUUGCUUCUGCUUUAAACUUUCUACACACGAAAGGCAUUGCUCACCGGGACCUGAAGCCAGAAAACAUAUUGUGCGAAUCUCCAGAGAAGGUGUCCCCGGUGAAAAUCUGUGACUUCGAUCUAGGCAGUGGCGUGAAACUGAAUAAUGCCUGCACCCCUAUAACCACCCCUGAGUUAACCACGCCGUGCGGCUCGGCGGAGUACAUGGCCCCCGAGGUGGUGGAGGUCUUCACGGAGGAGGCCACCUUCUACGACAAGCGCUGCGACCUGUGGAGCCUAGGUGUCAUCCUGUACAUCAUGCUCAGCGGCUACCCGCCUUUCGUGGGCAACUGCGGCGCCGACUGCGGCUGGGACCGGGGGGAGGUCUGCAGGGUGUGCCAGAACCAGCUGUUUGAGAGCAUCCAGGAGGGCAAGUACGAGUUUCCGGACAAAGAUUGGGCACACAUCUCCCAGGAGGCCAAGGACCUCAUCUCCCGGCUACUCGUCCGAGACGCCAAGCAACGGCUCAGUGCCGCCCAGGUCCUCCUGCACCCCUGGGUCCAGGGGCAGGCUCCUGAACGGGGCUUACCCACCCCCCAAGUUCUCCAAAGGAACAGCAGCACCAAAGACCUGACGUUGUUUGCCGCCGAGGCCAUUGCCCUGAACCGGCAGCUGUCUCAGCAUGAGGAGCAGGAGCAGAGUGAGGAGCAGGACAGCUUCCUUUCAGUGGGGCUCUGCGCCAUGAAGCUCUCCCCGCCCUCCAAGUCCCGGCUAGCCAAACGCCGGGCCCUGGCCCAGGCCAGUCGCAACGAGGGCCCGGGGGCCACUGACCAAGCAGAGCUCUGACCCCGGUCCUGGCUCCGGACAGUGUGAACGGAGAGCGGGCUGGAGGGAGCGUUUCUCUAUUCCCAUCUGGAGCCCAGGCCUGUGAUUUCCCCCCAUCCACCAAGUUGGGCAUCUCCCCUCCCGGAGCGGGGAAGGUGACCAUCUCCCCCUGGGAAUGGUAGCCCACCCACCUGCUAGGGCGUAGUCCCUCCCCUACACACCCUCCUUGCAGAACUGUCACUGAGGUGAGGCUGCUAAUGCGGAGUGGCUACUGGACCCGGGAGAAUGGCCACCCCACCCUCACCUGUCCCCCUCCUCCUCAUACUGUCCACCUCAGGGCUCAGCCCUGUCCGACUCAGGGAGACCGGAGGAGGCUUAGACACUGCCUCACAUCCCGGGGAGAGACCGAUUGACCCCCACUGAACCCCUGGAGGCAUCGAGUAUUUAGCUGGCUGCUUCCAGGUAGGGUGGAGGGGGUCUCCCUCUAAACCUUUUAUCUGAUUGUUGCCGCUGCUGAAGUAAAUUUUUUAAUCCCCCUCUGAAAUCUUGUAGAGCAGAUUUUUUAAAAUUCACACUUCAGAGCUUUUCCACCUCUAAAGUAUUCCCAGCGUAUCGAGAUCCGCGGCUGUCUUCCUGCCGUUCGAGCCGGUUAAGACGUAGCUUGAGGAAACCGGUAGCGGAGAGGCGGUCUCUGGCUCCCGUCCUACGGAGUUCAGAUUCACAGGGGGAAAAACGGGGUUCUGAGCAGGAGCGCCGAGGGGGCGACUCUCUCGUGGAGCCCCCUCACCCCGGCUUUGGAAGAGGGAGUCGUGAAUUUUACCUCAGCCCGUUUAGGGUCCGCCGGUCCAGGCCGACUCGGAGCCCCGGGCCGCCCGGAUGUUCUGGAUCCGCUGACUUCAAAGAGACAAGAUGGAGCCAGAGUGGGCAAGCACACCCUCCCCCAAAACCAUCAGUCCAAGUAAGGGCUGAUGUCUGACUUCUUCCCCAGGCCCCGGGCACUGCUGACCUGUCAGUGACCGAAAGGGCCGGGGGGGUGAGUUCGCCCUCUCAUGCACGUAACGUAUUUAAGACUUUUUUAUACCU